CCCGAGGUGCGUGGUGCGUUCUCCCGGCUCCUGGGGCGGCUCUGACUCGCGAACAUUAUUUAGAAACCAGGAUCUGGGAACUGGAUGGGCUGAUUGCUACUGGAUGUCUUUGCUUUCAGGCCUUCACUGCAAACAAAGCUAGGUUAAACGUGUGGCCUUAAAGAACCAGAAGCCCAAAGGAACCAAUAUUCCUGCUGCACAGAGUCCCAUCUUUAGUGAGGCUGUUUUGGAGUUAAUAUUAUGACCAAGGUGCUGAGCAUGGCCACUGUUUUGAGCCCGAGGCCUCCACAGGAGCAGUUGGGGCCAGUGAUUGUGAAAGCUGAGGAGGAAGAGAAAGGGAAAUGCCUUCCUAGCCUGGAGAUGUUCCGCCAGCGAUUUAGGCAGUUUGGGUACCAUGACACUCCCGGGCCCCGGGAGGCCCUGAGCCAACUCCGUGUGCUGUGCUGUGAGUGGCUGAGGCCUGAGAUCCACACUAAGGAGCAGAUUCUGGAGCUGCUGGUGCUGGAGCAGUUCCUAACCAUUCUGCCCCAGGAGCUCCAAGCCUGGGUGCAGGAGCACAGCCCAGAGAGCGCUGAAGAGGCUGUCACUCUCCUUGAAGAUCUGGAGCGGGAACUCGAUGAACCAGGCCACCAGGUCUCAACUCCUCCAAAUGAACAGAAACAGGUGUGGGAGAAGAUGUCAUCUUCAGGAGGAAUAAAGGAAUCCCUGAGUAGUGUGCAGCCACAGCCAGUGGAGACCAGUCACAAGUAUGAAUCUUGGGGGCCCCUAUACAUCCAAGAGACUGGUGAGGAGCAAGAUUUCACUCAAGAUCCAAGAAAGAUUCAAGAUUGUAAAUCAAAUACCCAAACUGAGGAAUCAACAAAUAAGCAGAAAGGUUCUGAAGAGGAAUCUUGUGCAGAUGGACUCAAAAGAGAUAUCAUUCCUGUGAGUUUUGCUAAUAAAUGCGAGGCUAGGUUAGAAAGGCAGCAUGUAAAUCUUGAAAAGGAAAGAGGAACAAAAACCCUCAUUAAAGAUAGAGGAUCCAAGAAAGGUACAGAAUCAGUUCCUACUAAACCUACCCCAGGAGAAAGACGUUACAUAUGUGCUGAGUGUGGAAAAGCCUUCAGCAAUAGCUCAAAUCUUACUAAACACCGGAGAACACACACUGGGGAGAAGCCUUAUGUAUGCACCAAGUGUGGGAAGGCUUUUAGCCACAGUUCAAACCUUACCCUCCAUUACAGAACACACUUGGUGGACCGGCCCUAUGACUGUAAGUGUGGAAAAGCCUUUGGUCAGAGCUCAGACCUUCUUAAACAUCAGAGGAUGCAUACUGAAGAGGCACCAUAUCAAUGCAAAGAUUGUGGAAAGGCUUUCAGUGGCAAAGGCAGCCUCAUUCGCCACUACCGAAUCCACACUGGGGAGAAACCAUAUCAGUGUAAUGAAUGUGGGAAGAGCUUCAGUCAGCAUGCAGGUCUUAGUUCACAUCAGAGACUCCACACUGGAGAGAAACCAUAUAAAUGUAAGGAAUGUGGGAAAGCCUUCAACCACAGCUCAAAUUUUAAUAAACAUCAUAGAAUCCAUACUGGGGAAAAGCCUUAUUGGUGUAAUCAUUGUGGAAAAACCUUCUGUAGCAAGUCAAAUCUUUCCAAACAUCAAAGAGUCGUCCACACUGGAGAGGGAGAAGCACCGUAACUGUCAAGUAUGCUUUUUGUUGUUUUUGGUUUUUUAAACCUCAGAACGUGAAUGCCAGGGGGAAGCCCCGUUGUUACAUAUGAACUUCAGUGAUAGAUUUUGCUUCACUCAACAUGGAGAGAUGCUGAGGAGUGAGUGCUCCACAAUGACAUGGUAGACAGAGGUCUGCAGAUGGUGACAGCAGGUUACAUACUUGCCAGCUGGCUGGGGUACAGUCCCUGCCCCACAUUUUGGGUCCUAGGAGACCAUGCCAGCAUUGCCUUUUGUGUAGUUAAACUGAUAUAUAUCUAGUGAAAUUAGAUACUUAAGGAAAAAAACAUUAAAACCAUUUGACUAUUUCAACAUAUAUUCAAGAAUUGUAAUUUGUAAAGGAUUGAGCCACAUGGACACAGUUCAAUCAGAUUCAAAAUAAAUUUAUAACAUCUUGUAAUGCCUCCUAUUCCUACUGAUUUAGCUUUUAGAAAGUUUGGAUUUGGGGCAAAUAGAUUUUUGAUACUUGUGAAUGUGUAUGUUGAGGAGUUGAGGUAGGUAGAGUAUGUAUAGUAGCUGCAUGGUCUGGGUUGUGUUUUUUCCCCUGCAUACUGAGUACACUUUUUUACUAUUGGUAACAUUUUGUGAGCCUUAUGUAUACAUUUUGGUGGCACAUACUGUCUAUGCCAAAGUAUGAAAAUCACAAGUUUCCUUCUGAAACUCCAGAAGUCAUAUACAGUAUGAUUACCUUAAGUCCAGCCUGUCUUUUCUCUCUGACUGCAGUCUUGGACCUCUUAAGAUAUUUUGCUUUGUACCUUAUAAUGUUUUUUGGCCAGGAUGUGCUCCGGUUUACCUAGAAACUGAACUCCCUCCUUCCAUCACCUGCUUAGCUUUCUAUUAUGACAGGUUUUUCUGCCUCUGAUAAGUUAGUCACUGUAAUAAUCUUUUCACUUACUGCGGCACCCUGCCAAGCCAGGAUUCAGGACAAUAAAGUUUCAUGUCUAACACCAGUUCUGAUCUCUAGAAACUGCCCUGUAUGCCAUCUUGGAGAUCAGAUUAGGCUCCAGGUGAUAAGUCUUCAUGUACUAGCCAGAUUUAUUGUGGGGAGAGUAAGGUAUUGCUGAAAUAGAAUCAGUGGUUUUUGAAAACUAUAAUUUUCUUACUGUUAACAGUAACUUGCUAGAGAUCUAAAUGUCCUGCCAGCACCUGAAAUUCAGUACAUUUACUAGUGACUGUGUUUGUAUAUUAACCAUAAUGAAGGCCUACAAGAAUUACUCUUUAGCAACUAAUUGUCGAUUAGGCAGUACCCCUGCUGGAGCUGCUCUUGGUGGGCACCAGAGGGAAAUGAAGAAUCCCGCUAAGCUGGAAGG
Otolemur garnettii (small-eared galago) is the source of this 3011-nucleotide messenger RNA. RefSeq names its product zinc finger and SCAN domain containing 21 (gene ZSCAN21). Gene Ontology annotation, molecular function: DNA-binding transcription factor activity; RNA polymerase II cis-regulatory region sequence-specific DNA binding. NCBI's taxonomy places the organism in Eukaryota, Metazoa, Chordata, Mammalia, Primates, Galagidae. Gene Ontology annotation, biological process: regulation of transcription by RNA polymerase II. The transcript has 5 exons. The coding region runs from base 241 to 1671 and encodes 476 amino acids. The record is from RefSeq and is a predicted model, not a curated record.